Saccoglossus kowalevskii is the source of this 1837-nucleotide messenger RNA. Its product is annotated as adenylosuccinate lyase-like. The record is from RefSeq and is a predicted model, not a curated record. Gene Ontology annotation, molecular function: (S)-2-(5-amino-1-(5-phospho-D-ribosyl)imidazole-4-carboxamido) succinate lyase (fumarate-forming) activity; N6-(1,2-dicarboxyethyl)AMP AMP-lyase (fumarate-forming) activity. Gene Ontology annotation, cellular component: cytosol. Lineage: Eukaryota; Metazoa; Hemichordata; Enteropneusta; Harrimaniidae. Gene Ontology annotation, biological process: 'de novo' AMP biosynthetic process.
ACUUUAGGUCUUGACAUCAGGGAUGAACAAAUCAAAGAAAUGGAGACCAAUAUUGAGAAUAUAGAUUUUGAAAUCGCAGCCCAGGAAGAAAAGAAACGUCGUCAUGAUGUGAUGGCCCAUGUGUAUACUUUUGGACAAUGCUGUCCUAAGGCUGCCUCUAUUAUACAUUUAGGUGCUACCUCUUGUUAUGUUGGUGACAAUACAGACUUACUGGUAAUGAAGGAUGCAUUUAACAUAAUUCUUCCCAAGUUAGCUCGUUGUAUACAGCGACUAUCUGUGUUUGCGGAUGAAUACAAGUCAUUACCUACUUUGGGAUUUACACAUUACCAACCAGCUCAGUUGACAACUGUUGGUAAGCGAGCAUGUCUAUGGGUAUCUGAUCUGUGUAUGGAUUUGAGAAAUAUCAUUCGUGCUAGAGAUGAUUUGCGAUUCCGUGGAGUGAAAGGAACUACUGGUACUCAGGCUAGUUUCCUGUCCUUGUUUGAGGGCAAUCCAGAGAAAGUGGAUGUCUUAGAUAAACUAGUGACAGAAAUGGCAGGAUUUAAACAUUCCUACAUUGUUACUGGGCAGACAUACAGUAGAAAGGUGGACUUUGAUGUAUUAGCUGUCUUGGCAGGGUUAGGUGGCAGUAUACAUAAAAUAUGUACAGAUAUCAGAUUACUGGCUAACUUAAAAGAAGUUGAGGAACCAUUUGAAAGCGAUCAAAUAGGUGUGUAUGUUUUUAUACCUAAAUGUUUGAUGUCAUUGAUUUCUACACACAGGUUUACCAUCAUUUUGACAAAAUAUUCUUGGAAAACUGUUAUGGUGGAAUAGUAUUUUUUCAGACGCAUAUGUUUACCUGAAGCGUUCUUAACAGCGGAUAUUCUCUUAACUACAUUACAAAAUGUAUCAGAAGGUCUUGUGGUUUACCCGAAGGUUAUAGAGCGUCAUAUAAAACAAGAACUGCCAUUCAUGGCAACAGAGAAUAUUAUAAUGGCCAUGGUGAAAGCAGGAGCUAGUAGACAGGAAUGUCAUGAGCAGAUCCGUGUCCUAUCUCAUCAAGCUGCAGCUAAAGUUAAAGAAGAAGGCUUAGAAAAUGACUUGGUAGAGAGAAUAAAAAGAAGUGCCUAUUUUUCACCAGUUAGAAACAACCUUGACAGAAUAUUGGACCCCACAACAUUUAUUGGUAGAGCCCCUGAACAGGUUACACGUUUCUUAGAUGAGGAAGUGAAACCAGCUUUGAAACCAUUUGCACACUGGUUGGAUGAGAUUGCCGAAUUGCAUUUAUAAAGCUAGGGAAGUCUUCUUAAAAAUGUUGAUAUUCAUGUAAACCAUAUACCUUUGUGUUGUCUUUUAAAACUAAGCUGUUAGAAGAUGCAUCAUGUUUUAUAACGGGCAUACUCUGGUUUACUCAAUGUAAUACAUGUAGGCUCAAUAUAAUAGCCUAAGAUAGAAAAACUUGUAUCUGUAGAAAAUCAUUUUUAAAAAAAGAAGAUCGAAUCAUGCAUUUGCAAACAAAUUUAUACUUUAUCUUCUAUAUUGACAAAAUAUAAAAAUUAACAAAUUGAGCAAUGAACGAAUACGGGCAAGUGGAAACUGGUUGACUUGUAUGGAAACGUACAGUUGGUUUACUAGCUAUCCAAGUGGUAUUCCAGCCAGGCUGCAAUCUAAACAAAUGAUUAUAUCAAGUUGUGAUAACCACACACAUAAUCUACAACAAUGUUUAUUUUAAUAAUAAACAUUGAUUUGCUUAGUCAGUUAUCAUAAAUCAUGAAAUUCUUUUAUGUUUCAGAGAUGCCAAGCAUUACGAUUUCAGCGUAAUUAUUACAAAAUUGAGGGCUCGAUUACACUAUUACGA